Messenger RNA from Aspergillus caelatus, 435 nucleotides. Its product is annotated as RAMP4 family protein. NCBI's taxonomy places the organism in Eukaryota, Fungi, Ascomycota, Eurotiomycetes, Eurotiales, Aspergillaceae. Gene Ontology annotation, cellular component: endoplasmic reticulum. Bases 90 to 323 code for a protein of 77 amino acids. The record is from RefSeq and is a predicted model, not a curated record. The transcript has 4 exons.
ACACUUUCUUCGCUACAGUACAAUCUCUGCCACUCCUCCCCACCUGUCACCCUCUGGACCUCCCUGAAAUAGAACACAAGAGAACAAAUAUGACACCACAACAACGGAAGGCAAAUGAAAAGUUCGCGAAGAGCGAGGCUGCAAAGCGUGGCAAAGGAAAGUCUGCAACAAAACAAAAACAGAACUCGAAGUCUCCGGUGUCUGCCGGGUGGGUUGUUGUUCUCGCCUUUGCGGUCUGUGGUGGCCUUGCAUUCGAGGCUCUGAGGAUUAUUCCGGAGUUAUGGUCGGCUGCUGUUGCGAUGUUCAAUCGCAAGUUGGUAUAAUCCUAGGCUAGGUAAAUGAGUUCACUGUACGUGAUUUGUAUCUUGCAUCGGACAAACCGUGUGAUUCUCGGAAUUUAGUAGCGACAACCACUUGCAAGGUGAGGCCACUGCU